Messenger RNA from Acanthamoeba castellanii str. Neff, 1008 nucleotides. RefSeq names its product homoserine kinase, putative. Lineage: Eukaryota; Discosea; Longamoebia; Acanthamoebidae. The transcript is spliced from 9 exons. The coding region runs from base 1 to 1008 and encodes 335 amino acids. Gene Ontology annotation, molecular function: homoserine kinase activity. The record is from RefSeq and is a predicted model, not a curated record. Gene Ontology annotation, biological process: L-threonine biosynthetic process.
AUGGAAGACGCACCGGUGUACACGCUCUUGACGCGAGAGCAAGUGGAGGAGCUGAUCCACACGCACUACGACCUCGGGAGGGUGGUAGAGUACAAGAAGCUCAGCGGAGGCCUGGCGAACUCGAACUAUCGCGUUGACACCACGACUGGCUCGUACCUCCUUAAAAUCUGCGAUGAGAAGGACAGGCAGAGCCUCCAGGUGCAAGUGGCGGCCCUCAACGCGGUGCGAGCGGUGCACUUCCCCACGUGCCUGCCGCACCCGCUCAAGGGAGCCGAGGGCUACGUGCUGUGCCAGAACAACGACCAGCUGCGCGCCAUCGUCUACGACUUCCUUCGCCUAGCGCAGGGCGGACCCGGUACGAUCGAGGGAGUGACGGAGCGAAUGAUGGCCCAGCUAGGCACGGCCGUUGCCACGCUGCACACACUGAGUCCCGUCGACAACCUCCCUCCAUUCCCCAUGGGAGUGGCGGCAAUUGACCCGUUCCUGGAGGAGGUCAAGGGCACCCCGUUCGAGCACCACGAGUUCGUGAGAUAUUUGCGGGAACAGCUGAACGCCUUCCGCGGCGUGAUCGCCGACCCGACGCUGCCUCAGGGCAUGAUGCACGGCGACAUCUUCCCCGAUAACGUCAUGUUUGAUGGCGAAGAGCUGGUGGGCAUUGUCGACUUUGAAGAAGUUUGCCACGGCCCUCUCCUGGUCGACGUCGGCAUGACAAUUCUUGGGUGCUGCUACCCGCGAGACAACAAGCUGGACGAGGGGCUCAUGCAGGCCUUCGUCACGGCCUACGACGCCAAGCGGCCCAUGUCCGUCCAGGAGAAAGCCCAGCUGCCGCAGUUCAUCCAAUACGCCGCGCUGACCAUCGCGUUCUGGCGGUUCAGGCAAUUCAAUGUGCGCACGCAGGACGAACUGCGGAAGGAUCGUCACCAGGAGAUGGUGCAGCGGAUUGCGCACAUCACUCACACCUUCCUCGCUGCGCCUCCUCUCCUCCCAGCCCCGACCCACCUCUCCUGA